Hemibagrus wyckioides is the source of this 5968-nucleotide messenger RNA. It is a transcript of the gene ndst2b, whose product is annotated as N-deacetylase/N-sulfotransferase (heparan glucosaminyl) 2b. Gene Ontology annotation, molecular function: deacetylase activity; heparan sulfate N-sulfotransferase activity. The transcript has 15 exons. The record is from RefSeq and is a predicted model, not a curated record. Gene Ontology annotation, cellular component: Golgi apparatus. Bases 587 to 3262 code for a protein of 891 amino acids. NCBI's taxonomy places the organism in Eukaryota, Metazoa, Chordata, Actinopteri, Siluriformes, Bagridae.
UAAAAGAGGAAGCGCGUGUCAGUGCCGGUGUGUGUGUGUGUGUGUGUGUGUGUGUGUUUUGAAGUUGGAGCUUUAUAGAGAGCUGAGCCCUCCCCGCAGAGUGUGUGUGUGUGUGUGUGUGUGUGUGUGUAAGUGAAUCUCGGCUGGAGCGAACAUGGCGGAGCGGAGCGGGAUGCAUUCAAGCGCCGAAGGAAAGUUGCUGUUUUAAGCCGAGCCCGCAUCGCUGUAUCUGCUCUGAUCGCCGACGUUUAAGCGGUGACGCCUGGUCGGAAGUUCCCUUAAGAGCAAAGGCAGGUGCUGUGCAUCCUUAGCUUCUUCAAUGUAUCUAUUGUUCAAACAGACAAGUGACCCACCAAAGAAAUACAGAUGAAAAAGAAACAUACAUCCCAUGUACUGAUCUGUCGACAUCUGGAGCAUUUUCAUAAACCUGUUUUCUGUAUCCAGAGAAAAAGAAAGGAGGAGCGGCGAGCCUGUCGCUAGCUAUGGGUGCCAUGGUCACCUAGACGCAAUGGCGGUGUCUUAGGCCAACGCUGGUUGUUCCUCUUCUUCAAGAUCUUUAGGUGCUUUCCCUGCAAUCCUGGCACUGAUGGCCAUGGUUGGUGUGAGGAUGUUGACUCGCGCUGUGCGCCAGCAGGGCCUCCACCGCCUGGUUCUGGCUCUUAUACUCUUCUGCCUGCUUUCCAUGGCUUACCUGGCCUACCAUGUCAGUGGUGGCCCUAAGAUCAAGGAAGCUCCUCCUUUGCCACUGGGAGAAUGUGUGACUGCAGCUCCUAUCACUGUUAGCCAGCGGGUUCCUCUGUUCCUGCCGUCCGAGCUGAGGCAUCGGUGGCAGGCAUCAAGGAAGCUAGACACUACACGCAUUGAACCUGUGGUGCUGCUGUUCAUAGAGAGCGUUUACUCCCAGUUGGGCCAGGAGAUUGUAGCCAUCUUGGAGUCUAGCCGCUUCAGGUACCACACUGAAAUUGCUCCGAGUAAAGGUGACAUGCCUGCGUUGGCCUGGCGGGGCAAAGGCAGAUAUGCUUUAAUCAUUUAUGAAAAUCUGCUCAAGUAUGUCAACCUGGACUCCUGGAACCGGCAGCUGUUGGAUAAGUACUGCCAAGACUAUGGUGUUGGAAUAAUUGGUUUCUACCGUGCCAAUGAAAACUCUCCAUCUAACGCCCAGCUCAGAGGAUUCCCACUUUUCCUCCGCUCCAACCUUCCACUGUGGGACUAUCGGAUCAACCCGGCUGCUCCUCUACUCUACAUCACCCGGCCCAGUGAACUAGAACCUGGCCCUCUCCCUGCUGAUAACUGGACCACCUUCUCGUCAAACCACAGCACCUAUGAACCUGUACUUCUGGCCAGCCCCAGGCCUGCUGAGCUGUCAACACAUUCCAUUCUGCAGCGUGUGCUGUUAGCUACUGUAAUACAAGACCUGGGUCUUCAUGACGGGAUUCAGCGUGUGCUCUUUGGUGCAAGUCUGUCAUUCUGGCUGCACAAACUGCUGUUUGUAGAUGCGGUUGGCUUUUUGACAGGCAGGAGGCUGAGCCUAUCACUGGACAGAUUCCUGCUUGUAGAUGUGGAUGACAUCUUUGUUGGGAAGGAAGGGACACGCAUGAAGGUGGCCGAUGUUGAGGCUCUUCUUCACACCCAGACCAAACUCCGUGCUCUGGUCCCCAAUUUCACAUUCAACCUGGGCUUCUCCGGAAAGUUCUUCCAUACAGGUACGGAUGAGGAGGAUGAGGGUGACAACACCUUGCUCAGGCACAGGCAGGAGUUCUGGUGGUUUCCUCACAUGUGGAGUCACAUGCAGCCACACCUCUUUCAUAACGUCAGCGUACUUGCAGAUCAGAUGAAACUUAAUAAGCAGUUCGCUCAGGAACACGGCAUCCCCACGGACAUGGGCUAUGCUGUGGCCCCCCACCACUCGGGUGUUUACCCAGUACACAGCCAGCUAUACCAGGCCUGGAAGAGUGUGUGGGGCAUUUCAGUGACCAGUACAGAGGAAUAUCCUCACCUCAGACCUGCUCGCUUCCGAAGGGGCUUCAUUCACAGCGGCAUAAAGGUUCUCCCACGGCAGACAUGUGGGCUCUUUACACACACUAUCUUCUAUAAGGAUUACCCAGGAGGCCCUCAGGAACUGGACAAAAGCAUUCGGGGUGGAGAGCUGUUCCUUACUGUGCUUCUCAAUCCGGUCAGUAUUUUUAUGACACACCUGUCUAACUACGGUAACGAUCGUCUGGGUCUGUACACUUUUGAGUCUCUGGUCAAGUUUGUGCAAUGCUGGACUCGCCUGCGCUUACAAACUCUGCCACCAGUGCGGCUGGCUGAGAAAUACUUCCACAUCUUCCCUGAUGAGAGAGACCCCCUGUGGCAGAAUCCUUGUCAUGAUAAGAGGCAUAAAGACAUCUGGUCAAAAGAAAAGACCUGUGAUAGACUGCCCAAGUUUCUGGUUAUUGGGCCUCAGAAGACAGGGUCAACUGCUCUACAUGCGUUUCUUUCCCUCCAUCCUGCCAUCACUGCCAGUUCAUUCAGCCCUGUCACCUUUGAGGAGGUGCACUUCUUCAGUGGACCAAACUACCUGCGUGGAAUUGACUGGUACAUGGACUUUUUCCCAGUGCCCUCUAAUGUGAGCACAGACUUUCUAUUUGAGAAGAGUGCUAAUUACUUUGACACCGACGCUGUCCCAAAGAGAGCCGCAGCACUGCUGCCCAGAGCCAAAAUCAUAACCAUCCUCAUCAACCCAGCUGAUAGAGCAUACUCCUGGUACCAGCAUCAGAGGGCUCACCAGGAUCCUGUGGCUCUGAACUACACAUUCCAGCAGGUGAUCUCUGCAGGUUCUUCCUCUCCUGCUGCGCUGCUCACUCUGCAGCGCCGCUGCCUGCAGCCGGGAUACUACAGCAGCCAUUUAGAGCACUGGCUCCAUUACUAUCAGCCCAGUCAGCUUUUGAUUGUUGAUGGACUCCAGUUGCGGGCCAAGCCGGUGCAGGUGAUGGAUAGUGUGCAGAAGUUUCUGGGUGUUACACCAUUCUUCAACUAUACUCAGGCACUCACGUUUGACGAGAGUAAAGGCUUCUGGUGUCAGAGAAUGGACGCAGGCCGAACGCGCUGCCUGGGCAAGAGCAAAGGCAGGAAAUACCCUGAUAUGAGCCCCGAGUCGCGGACCUUUCUGACGGAGCAUUACAGAGAGCAGAACAUGGAGCUGUUGAGACUGUUGAAGCGCCUGGGACAGCCUCUGCCCAGCUGGCUCCAAGACGAGCUCCACAACGCCAGCUGGAGCUGACACCGAGAAGCACCAUGAGGAAUAGAAGCCCAUAUCGAACCCUGCUCCACACCGGAGGCACGCAGGGCCGUGGCACUGCAGGACAGAGGACAUUCACUUCUCCCCGUGUCCCAACACACACACACUGCAGGUCCAACCAGGACAAGUGGACGCACCUGCUGUGUAUGAUAGAGCUCGAGCCCGGCUUUACAGAGAGCUGAGAAUCAGAGUUUGUACAUUUUGAGGAGGACUGGACGCGUAUUUAAUUGGCAAGAUAAAGACAUAAGAGCUAGUUAGUUGCAUUUUAGAUAACUGACAGAUGAGCUCAUUAUUGACAUUGUGGGAAAUGGUGUUUCACAAUGUAUCCUUCAGCUAAUGAGUUGAAUGCACAGGGUCUCAGAAAGGUUAGAAACACUUAGCUAAGUGGAUGUGAAGAAAUUCACAGGCUGGUCAUGGUGAGCUUUUUAAAUUCUGCCAAGCAGAGACGUAUUUGGGUAUGUCAUCACCUAAGAUUUCCGACAUUUGCUGAUGUUUAAAAUUGUCUCGGUUUCUAAAUGUCAGAAUGAGAUUCUGGCUGUUUCACUAUCAGCUUCAUACCACUGAACUAAAACAUUCCAGGGCCAGAGUAGAUGGCCAUUGCACUUUUCAACAUAUUCGUUUUUAUAUCGGAUUUUCAAAAGAAAUGAAGUAGGAAUGUUUAAACUCGAAACUGAGUUGAGUUUUGGGAUGAGUGAGUGAUUGGCUAGCACAUUUCCCAGACUGAUCACAGGUCACAGGCAGCUGCACUACCAACUCGAUCACAUGAAGAAUGUGGAACCCGUGCUGAUGACCAGAUAUGGUUUUGUUCCAGUGUUUAAUGUAAUGAGGUCAGCAGUGUUUCCGACAUGACUUGCCAUCUCUAUCCGUGCCAAACUAAACUGCUGGACUCAAGUGAGGAAACGUUGCCAAAAAAACAGAUGUGUUGUGACUGAGAGACUUGCCAAUGAGGGCGUGUGUGUGUGCGUGUGUGUAUGAUUGUGUUUGUGCAUAUAAGUGAAAGUUGAAGUGGCUGUACUGUACAUCAACUAGUAUAUUCUGUUGUCUUCUUUGGUCAACUUGAAAUCAGGUAAAAACGCACAUCUGCAAAUAAAUGCACAAGAUAAAGGCACUCGGUUGUGUCGGCUUCCAGUUCCUCCUGUUUCGUGAGUGAAAGGAGACUGAAUGUGUUAUCGUUUCUGUCACUUGUUUCAUCAGAUGUUGGGAGGAGUGUGGAGACGAAACGGUUUGAUUAAUCGCUUGCCGAAACGAGAGACUCGGCCUCCAUUUCAGGGCUCUGGGGUCUAAGGCAGCAAGAACGGCCCUUAAAUAAGUCUGCUCUGUUCCUCUGGGAGCCUCAGACAGUACACUGUGUGCUGGCAGGUAGACGGAGGAAAUGUGUGAUAGAGAGAGAGAAGCAAAGACAGAGAGAGAUGGACAGAGCGAGAGAGAGAGGGGAAAUAGUGUGUGUGUGUGUAUGUGUGCCUGUAUGUGUGAGUGGGGAGGCAAGUGUGUGUGUGUGUGAGAGAGAGAGGGAAUACUUUAGACAGCAAGACUCUCUUCUUGGGCAGACGAAAGCUGUCUCACUGCCACAUACUUAAAAUAAAUGUGUUGUGAAAGUCCAUUCAUUGAUCUGUAAACACCAAUAUUUCAGUUCCUUAAUGUUCUUGUUAUUGAAAACCACUUGGCAGUAAAUGCUGAAAUAAUCUUUUUAUUUGACACAUACAGCUUUAAUAAUUGCAAAACUCCAAUCGAGCAAUCAGACAAGCAUUCAGUGGGUGUCAGUUCAUGGUUUUAUUAAAUGUAUGAUCAUGCAAAAUCCAGCAUUCAUAUACGUAGCCCAAUAGUAUACCAUUACAAUGCAAUAGAUUUACUCAGAAUGAGGGGAGCAUACAAAGCUGAGUUGUUGGUUCCUUUUUUUGUUACUUUUUUGUUUUAAAAAUGAUUUUUAAAUAUGGAACAUCACCUAUUCAUCAUCUCCAGAUGGAGGGAUUUUCAUGUCAGAGAUGCAACAAGAACAAAUUUUUUUUUUUUCCCAUUUUUAAAAUCACACAGCGGAGAAAAAGAUUCACCAAGAAAAGAGAACAUGCAUAAUCAUCAUAUUCAUUAAGCUGCAUAUUUGGACUUGCCUUGGAUUGGAUAGGAAAGCCAGAAGGUGCUGGCUCAGGGUUCUGUUCCCAGCUUUAGGAGGAGGGACCUCUGUUCUAGAAAUCUAUCUAGUCUAUCUAUCAGUUAAUUGAGUGUCCUCAAUAAAUUUUUUUUUUUUUGUAAUCCAUUUUCAUUUCAGUUCUACAGAGUUAAAGUAACUGACAUCGUACAGAAAAAUAACCUCGCAACUGGUUUAAAAAAAUAAUAAUAUCAUAAUAAUUCAAAUAAAAAUGAACUUGCCCAAGCGUGGAAGCAGUUCUCCCAAAAAACAAAGAAAAACCAAGUGUCACUAAGAGGGCUUUGUGAUGAAGGUGACACACACAUACACACUCACACGUGCAGAGUUACAGUGCUGAUAUGUACCAAAGCCCUAUACAUGUAUAUACACAGACUGAGAACUCUUCCAUUAUAGAAAAUACACGAUCAGCGAGUGGGAUGGAUUUGUUUCAGAAAACUUGUACAACACACAGCUGCUUAAGAACAUCCUACUCAGAGCUAGUGCAUGAACUGGAGUGUGGUGAAAAGGAUAUAUAUAUAUAUAUAUAUAUAUAUAUAUUUAUUUUA